Molecule: messenger RNA, 5015 nt
Organism: Antechinus flavipes (yellow-footed antechinus)
Lineage: Eukaryota; Metazoa; Chordata; Mammalia; Dasyuromorphia; Dasyuridae
Gene: CLPTM1L
Product: CLPTM1 like
Exons: 17
Coding region: 379-1995 (538 amino acids)
Cellular component (GO): membrane; endomembrane system
Source: RefSeq, a predicted model, not a curated record
GCCAUAGACGAACUGGGAACAUGAGAGGUGCCACGGAACCUCCUCGGGCGCAGCCCCCUUACGUGUCCCCGCGGCGGGGCCCGGAGCUCUCUCAGUGAUUGGCUGCAGGCUGCGACAGCGGCGGCGUCCUCGAAGGCAGCCUAGGCUCCCGGUCGCUCCCUCUCGGGCCCGGGGCGGGGGAGGCACUGCCUCGGACCUGGGGGAGGGAACGACCCUCCUCUCCUCUCCCUCACUCCCUCCCUCCCCCGCCGUGCAGGUGCGCGUGAGGGAUUCGGGAGGGUGCGUGCCCCCGCCCCGCGCGCCCCCGUCCCGUGGCCCCUAGCUUGCCCCUUGGCCCACGUGCUGGGUGUCAUCUCCCCCUGAGGCAGCCCCGGCGCCAUGUGGAGCAGCCGGAGUUCCUUCACCAGCCUCAUCGUCGGGGUGUUCGUGGUGUAUGUGGUGCACACCUGCUGGGUGAUGUACGGGAUCGUUUACACCCGGCCGUGCAGCGGGGACAGCAACUGCAUCCAACCGUACCUGGCGCGGAGGCCUAAGCUGCAGCUGAGUGUAUACACCACUACAAGGUCCAAUCUUGGUGCUGAGAAUAAUAUAGAUCUGGUUUUGAAUGUGGAAGAUUUUGAUGUUGAGUCUAAAUUUGAAAGGACAGUCAAUGUAUCUGUGCCAAAGAAAACAAGAAAUAAUGGCACUUUAUAUGCUUAUAUAUUUCUUCACCAUGCUGGGAUCUUGCCUUGGCAUGAUGGUAAGCAGGUGCAUGUAGUCAGUCCUCUUACAACAUACAUGGUUCCCAAACCAGAAGAAAUCAAUCUUCUCACAGGAGAAUCCGCUACCCAGCAAAUUGAAGCAGAAAAGAAACCAACAAAUGCCCUAGAUGAGCCAGUUUCUCAUUGGAGAUCAAGGUUAACACUCAAUGUAAUGGUGGAUGAUUUUGUCUUUGAUGGAUCCUCUCUCCCAGCUGAUGUUCAUAGAUACAUGAAGAUGAUUCAAUUAGGAAAAACAGUACAUUACUUGCCCAUACUAUUUAUUGAUCAACUUAGCAACCGAGUAAAAGAUUUAAUGGUAAUAAAUCGUUCGACAACUGAACUACCUCUGACUGUGUCAUAUGACAAGAUAUCAUUAGGAAAACUCCGUUUUUGGAUUCACAUGCAAGAUGCUGUGUACUCCCUACAACAAUUUGGAUUCUCAGAAAAGGAUGCAGAUGAAGUAAAAGGAAUUUUUGUAGAUACCAACUUGUAUUUCUUAGCUUUGACUUUCUUUGUGGCAGCAUUUCAUCUUCUUUUUGAUUUUCUGGCCUUUAAAAAUGAUAUCAGCUUCUGGAAGAAAAAGAAGAAUAUGAUUGGAAUGUCUACUAAAGCAGUGCUCUGGCGAUGCUUCAGUACGGUGGUGAUAUUUCUUUUCCUUUUGGAUGAGCAGACAAGUUUAUUGGUGCUGAUUCCAGCAGGCAUUGGAGCAGUAAUAGAAUUAUGGAAAGUGAAAAAAGCAUUGAAAAUGACCGUUCAAUGGAAAGGCCUAAGACCCACAUUCCAGUUUGGAGCUUACAAUGAAUCUGAAAGGAAAACUGAGGAAUAUGAUACUCAGGCUAUGAAAUAUCUGUCUUAUUUACUCUAUCCUUUGUGUAUUGGAGGUGCAGCUUAUUCACUCCUAAAUGUCAAAUAUAAAAGCUGGUAUUCUUGGUUAAUCAACAGCUUUGUCAAUGGAGUAUAUGCCUUUGGCUUUCUCUUUAUGUUGCCCCAGCUGUUUGUGAAUUAUAAGAUGAAGUCUGUUGCACAUUUACCUUGGAAGGCAUUUACAUACAAAGCUUUUAAUACAUUCAUUGAUGAUAUCUUUGCGUUUAUUAUCACUAUGCCAACAUCACAUAGGCUGGCAUGUUUUCGGGAUGAUGUGGUAUUUCUUGUUUACCUUUACCAAAGAUGGCUUUAUCCUGUGGAUAAGAGCAGAGUUAAUGAGUAUGGAGAGUCUUAUGAAGAAAAACCCAAAAGAAAACCCCACAGAGAAUAAUCGUUGAAAUAAUCCUAGAAGAGGCCACUCUUGGGACUGCCACUGGCUAUGUGUGUUGAAUUUUUGUUUUUCUUCUUUAAGCAAAGAGUAAAGUUUUGAUUGUCAAGUAACUGAGUAUUUUUGGAAGCGUCUCAUGGAUUUUCAUGGACAUCUACAUCUUCUGCAUUGCCAAAAUAUUUGAAUGUUUCUCAUAGAUCUCAUGAUUUACUUAUUUAUCUUUGGAAAGAAGGCUGCCAAUAUUUAUACCAGCUCUCAGUCACUGCAAAGCACUUAGAACUUUAUUUUCCAUACAAAUUUAAAUACCAAUCUGAAUCUCAAGCUUUUUAAUGUUUAUCUUGUCACACUUGAUGGUGUAUGAUGGAUUUUGGCUUUGGAGUACCAACUGCUGAAGCAGCACCCUGUGCCAGUGACUUAACAGAUAUUAACAUCAAACAGGCCAGAUACUGUGAAAUUCUAGCAGGGAUAAGUAGCAUUUCGGUAGGUUAAAUUAUGUCAGAACUUCCAUUAUAAUCAGAGGUUUUAAAAUUAUUUUUAUUUUAGAUUUGAAUUUUCACCUUACAUAAAUUCCAGAUAUCUCUAUGAAAUCAUUCCAUAGUGACACUUGGGAUCAAAUAGCUUUUUCCCCCAUUUGAAUUAUAUUUCAGUUGUAUUAAAGCUGAGUGUAUGUGUGCGUUUUUAAAUGAAUUUUACUGGCUAUUUUACUUUUCUUGACUUGUUAAAAGAAGAGUAUCAUUCAGACAAUUAAAGCUUCACUUUUCUCAAGAAAUUAACAAAUAAUAUAUAUUUAUUGUUGUGAUUUUUUUUUAAAGGUUUCGUUUCAGAAAAUUGAAAAUAAUUAUAUAUGUCCCACAAAGUUCCCAUUCAGUUUUCCAUUCAUUUAUGUUUUUAGGUUACUAAAAUAAAGUUUUCUGUCCUGAAAUAUGUGCUUAUUUAAAGUCAUAAAGUAUCAUAUGCAUGCAUUAUUUUUCACUUGCGUAAAAUUUUGUCAGGAGAUCCUGAAUUCUAGCCCUCCCAUUGCCACAAACUAGCUAUGUGACAUAAGGCAAAUCAUUUAACCUCUCUAAGCCUCAAUUUCUUCAUUGAUAAAGUAAAGGUGUUGAACAAGAUGAAUCUCUAAGGUCCCUCCCAGCUGCAAUACGACUAGCAUUUUCAUAAUUUUCUUAAAACAUUACAAAGAAUCCUCAAUGUUAAAAAAAAAAAAUACCCUUCUUUUACAAGGGAGGGCAAGAGUCAAUGAAAGAAGUUCACUCUGAUCAGUGUCCUUGAGGAGCUCUCUUCAAAAUGUGCCUUUAUCAAUAUCUGUGUGUGUAUGAAUAAUUGAGGUUCCUGGCACAUGUUUUCAGAAAUCUCAAUACAAAGUGCAUGGGAGGUUCAGCCUUAAAUUCCUUUUUUGUUGUUGUUCAAUCUGGUCCCUUAAUACUAGGUUCAAGUGGACAGUUUUUAAACUCUGACUUGUAUAGGAGUGCAUCGUGAACAAUCACUGACUACUUCUAAUUCCAUUAAUUUUGAUGGAAGAGAUGAACACCAUUUCUAAGUCAUUGUUUUGAAGCAAAUCACAGUUUUGUCACUAUGCAAAAAUCUACUUACAACAUUCUUAAUUUCCCCACACCUAUUUGUAGAGUGGGAAUGCUAUAUGGAUAUUUAAUUUAAAACUUGGAAGCAAAUUCACUUACUAGUUCAAAGUAUCAGCAGAUUUCCAGUAAGGAGAUGCAAAUUUUACCUGGAUUUAAAAAGAAAAAUCACUUUGGUCAUAAGUUGACUUUUUUCAAAUUCUGUAUUGAAAAAUAAAUGUGAAAAUAGAUUGUUGAUUCACAAAUGAUUAUUUCAGAUAAUCAACUUACAUUUAUAUAGUGCCUUUCUAUUUAAUGCACUCAAGGCGCUUUAUAAGCUUCAGAUUACCCAAUGGGUAAUUUACCUUUCCCCAUAGCCCACAGUUUCUGCAGUUUGCUUUUUGCUUGAAUUUUUAUUUAUUUUACUCUAAUGAAUUCUGUCUUAGAGACAGAAUUAAUUUUCCACUAUACUUUGAUAUGCCAGUAAUUAAGAUAUUUUCAGUCAGGAGAAAUACCAUUUUAAUGUUUACAGAAAGCCUUGUAAGUGGAUGCAUUAUCUGGACAUAUUUGGCUUAUUGAGAAUUUUUUUUAAUCAUGUGCCAACACUGGAAGUUUGCACUCUUAAUUCUUUUAAUUUACUUUUAAAUCCUUAAAGAGAUAAGUGUGUUGUUUUAAAAGACAUCCUUAAGAAAAUUAACUUUGUGCACUUGUCCUGACAAAUAUAAAAAGGAAAGAAAAUCACAUUACUUUGUGGCAUUGUCAUUUAGGGUUAGAAACCAGCAGAAUGGUAUUUUUAGAAAGACUACAUAAGAAAUCCAGAUUCAUGUUGCUAAAACUUUUGUUUUUACAUAUAUAUAUUUCAGUUUCAAUUUUUAAUAUCCACUAGAUUGUUUUUUUUAUCUAAGAUUGAUGUAAUUGCUAUUAACAGGUGCUGUGUUGUUUCUGCCAUCAAAUCUACUGCUCAGUUUUGUUGGUUUUUCAAAACUGACACAUAAUCUAGAUAAAUAAUCAUAAAGGUAUUAUUAUAGUUAAACCAUGACCUAACUUUACAAAAGCGUAUGGAAUGAUCUUGUUUUUUAAAAGUCUUCAUAUGGGAAUUCCCUAAAGUGACAAAAAUGAAUUCCCCAGUGAAUUAAAAUUGGCUUUUCAGGGACAGAUUCUCUUACAGUUGUUUUAUUUCUGAAUUUAGAAGACUUACAAUAUUCAUUUUAAGUGAUCUGUCAAUGAGUCUUCAGUACCCAUUUGUUUUUAUGUGUUUUUUUUUUUUUUUAAUCAGAUUGUAAAUGAAAUGUGAUGAUUCAGCAUGUGGAACUUUUUUCUGUGACUGCUAAGAUUACAUUAUAUUUUAAAGAAGUGUGUAAUCAGUAAGUUACAGGUUGUUUCUUAAAGUAAUUAGCCAUUGUAAGGCUUUGAAUGAAUUAGUUAUUUAUGCUGUGUUCCAUGUGCUAAUAAAUUAUUUAUGUAAGGUAA